GUCGCCUGUUGGACGUGUGAAGGGAACCUGUCAUUUUAGAACCAGUUAGCCUGCCAUACCACAUCCUCCGCCUCCAGUCGCCGUCGAUCUCAAACGCUGCUUUGCGAGUCUCGGCUCAAACAGAGGAGAAAAAUGGCGCUUACUUCUCAAGGAACAAAGAAAAAAGUUUGCUACUACUACGACGGUGAUGUUGGAAAUUACUAUUACGGACAGGGUCAUCCCAUGAAACCCCAUCGGAUCCGAAUGACCCACAACCUGCUGCUGAACUACGGUCUCUACAGAAAAAUGGAGAUAUACCGUCCUCACAAAGCUAGUGGAGAGGAGAUGACUAAGUACCACAGCGAUGACUACAUUAAGUUCCUGCGCUCCAUCCGACCCGACAACAUGUCAGAAUACAGCAAACAGAUGCAGAGAUUUAAUGUGGGGGAGGACUGCCCGGUGUUUGAUGGUUUGUUUGAGUUCUGUCAGCUCUCCGCAGGAGGCUCUGUCGCUGGAGCUGUGAAGUUGAACAAACAGCAGACGGACAUUGCAAUCAACUGGGCUGGAGGCCUGCAUCAUGCCAAGAAGUCCGAGGCCUCUGGGUUUUGCUACGUUAAUGACAUCGUGCUAGCUAUUCUGGAGUUGUUGAAAUACCACCAGAGAGUUUUGUACAUAGAUAUUGACAUCCAUCAUGGAGACGGAGUGGAGGAAGCUUUCUACACCACAGAUCGCGUCAUGACAGUGUCGUUCCACAAAUAUGGAGAGUACUUCCCAGGCACCGGGGACCUCAGGGAUAUCGGCGCUGGUAAGGGUAAAUAUUAUGCGGUAAAUUAUCCACUGAGGGAUGGGAUUGAUGAUGAGUCCUACGAAGCAAUAUUUAAACCGAUCAUGGCCAAGGUGAUGGAGAUGUACCAGCCGAGUGCAGUGGUCCUCCAGUGUGGAGCCGACUCUCUGUCUGGGGACAGACUGGGUUGUUUUAACCUCACUAUUAAAGGUCACGCUAAGUGUGUGGAGUACAUAAAGAGCUUCAACCUGCCGCUGUUGAUGCUGGGAGGAGGAGGCUACACCAUCCGCAAUGUGGCGCGCUGCUGGACGUACGAGACAGCCGUGGCCCUCGACAGCUCCAUCCCUAAUGAGCUUCCAUAUAACGACUACUUUGAGUACUUUGGACCAGACUUCAAGCUGCACAUCAGCCCCUCCAACAUGACCAAUCAGAACACCAACGACUACCUGGAGAAGAUCAAGCAGCGCCUCUUUGAGAACCUGCGGAUGUUACCUCAUGCCCCUGGAGUUCAGAUGCAGCCCAUCCCCGAGGACGCCGUGCAGGAGGACAGUGGAGACGAGGACGAGGAGGAUCCCAACAAGCGCAUAUCCAUCCGAGCUCAUGACAAGAGGAUAGCAUGCGAAGAGGAGUUCUCCGACUCCGAGGAUGAAGGCGAAGGAGGCCGCAGGAAUGUAGCCAGCUUCAAAAAGGCCAAGAGGGUCAAAACGGAAGGAGAGAAAGAGGGAGAAGAAAAGGAGAAGAAAGGUGAGGAGGAACCAAAAGAAGUGAAAGAAGAGGAGAAAGUUCCGGAAGAGGAGAAGAUGGACACAUCCAAAUGAAAAUAUUCAAAAUAGCCAUGCUGGUGAGGAGGUGGCUAUAACCUGGAGAGCUAAAUAUUUCUAAGGAGUCCUCAGUCUUUCUGCUUAAGAGGAGCACGGCGGCCUCAGCACCCUGCGACGGCGUCCGAUCAGCGCAGAUUUAAAUUCAGCAAUUGUUUCUGGAUAAAUGUCGGAUUGCUGCAAUGGAAAUAAUAGAACUGUUUUUGAGAAUCUUUAUAGCUUUUUCUUUAGAACAUCUUUGCAAUUUUACUGUUUAUCUUUUUAUGCAAGUUUUUUUUCUAUAGUUUGUGAACAACUUUGCUAGCAUACAUUUUCUUUUUUUAUAUAUAUUUGGAGUUAAAUUAUUGGUUAUUUUGGUCACUCGAUUCCCCUUUGGUCCUGUGCCUUUGACAAAUGUAGUUCAUGCUCUGUCAAACCUGUCGCUUUUGCAUGUCAAAGUCAGGGUCAGGAUUGUGUAUUCUGGAAUAGCUUUCAGCGGGCACGUCAAAAGUGUGCCUUUUUAUAUUUUUAGGUCAUUGAUUAGUGCAUAACUUUGUACAUUGAGGAAUCAGCUUUGGUCAACUCCUGCUAUUCCUGCACAGUUAUGAAAGUACUCCAGGGUUGAGAUCCCCUAAAGACAGAAACAUUCUGUGUAUAUAUUUGUAUUUGUGCAAACAUUAAAAGUUGUUCUGCAGAAAAA
Molecule: messenger RNA, 2260 nt
Organism: Oryzias melastigma (Indian medaka)
Lineage: Eukaryota; Metazoa; Chordata; Actinopteri; Beloniformes; Adrianichthyidae
Product: histone deacetylase 1
Exons: 13
Coding region: 133-1581 (482 amino acids)
Molecular function (GO): histone deacetylase activity
Source: RefSeq, a predicted model, not a curated record